AACUUUCUCAGUUGGAGCACGACUUCCCAGCGCUGAGGAGGAUGAAGUGAGCGGCAGCAGCUGAACGAGUGAGUAACAGCAACAAGGAGAAAGAAAGAGAGGAUGAGAUCUUAAUUGUAGGCUUCUAUAUUUGUGUCCUGACCAGACGGGAGGUUUUCUCUUCUAGGUGAGGGAUUUUUUAGAAAUGUCACAUUAGCCAGUAAACAGAAGAUUUUUUUUUUCUAUCACUUUGCGUCACUAUGCUGCUGACUCUGCUUCUGGUUGUGAGUCUUUGCUCUGAGACUCUGUCCUCUGAGCCAUCAUCAAUAACCAUCCCGUACCGGGUUUGGGAGGAGCAGCCGGCAGGGACCCAGGUCGGCCGCCUGUUGGACGACCUCCGGCAGAGGGACGAAGGUGGUCCUCUGGAGGAUUUCCAGGUGGUGGAGCAGGGGAAAGCCCUUCCUUUCUCUGUCACGGCUCGGGAGGGGCUGGUCACCACCCAGGGCCGGCUGGACAGGGAGGAGCUGUGCCGGGGGUCGGACCUGUGCGAGGUGGCCUUCAGCGUCCUCUACAGGAAAAGCGGCGCUGUGAACUGUCUGCGCGUCCGCGUGGAGGUGAUGGACCUGAACGACCACAGUCCCAGCUUCCCCAGCACUCUGCAGGAAGUGGAGAUCUCCGAAACGGCCAGCCUCAGGUUGCGAAUCCCUUUGGACCGAGCGGUGGAUCCUGAUGCGGGGCCCAACAGCCUCCAGACCUAUACGCUGUCCAUCAACCAACACUUUGCUCUGGAUGUGACAACAGGUCCAGGUGGUGCAAAACAGGCGGAGCUGGUGGUUAUCAAAGAGCUGGACCGGGAGGUUCAGGCCUCCUUUGACCUCACCCUGUUCGCAUGGGAUAAAGGGAACCCACCAAGGUCUGGGAGCACAUUAGUUCGUGUUAAUAUUCAGGACUCAAACGAUAACAGCCCCACGUUCGAGGACAGCAGUCCCACCGUGGAACUACCCGAGGAUACAGCCCUGGGGACGACCAUCAUCAACCUCAAGGCCACUGACCCAGACCAAGGCGCCAACGGGGAGGUAGAGUACUCGUUCAGCAAGCACACACAACCUGAGGUUAAGAAACUCUUCUAUGUGGAUCCAGAAACCGGGGAUGUGAGCGUCAAGGCGCCUCUGGAUUAUGAGGCCGGGUCGUCCUAUGAGGUGAUCGUACAGGCCAGCGAUCGAGGGCCCAACGCAAUCCCCGCUCACUGCAAACUACACGUCAAGCUCGUAGAUGUUAACGACAACGCACCGAGGAUACGAGUGCACCUAACGCAACACAACUUACCCGGCGCGACCGUGCUAGAAGGAGCGUCGGUCGGGACCUUCAUUGCUAUGGUGAUGGUCUCAGAUGCAGAUUCAGGAAGAAACGGGGAAGUCGAGGCACACAUUCAGGAAGACUCCGGGCCUUUCCGCCUUAAAAAGCACGAUGGACGCAUCUACACGAUUGUCACGGACGGCGGUCUGGAUCGAGAGAAGAUGAUGCAGUACAACAUCACGCUCACCGCUCGGGAUUUUGGAUCUCCCUCACUGUCUUGCAUUGAACAUCUGUCCGUCUUUAUUCUGGAUGAGAACGACAACCCCCCGGUGUUCUCCGCCUCCAUCUACAAGGCUACGAUUAAAGAGAACAACAAUGCAGGUGACCACGCUCUUAAAGUUGAAGCCCAUGACGUUGACCUGGAUUUCAGUGGCAGAGUGUCAUACUUCAUUGGCAACUCCAUCGACCAGGAAAGCAUAGCCCAGUCUUUCUCUAUUCACCCAAAGACUGGCGUCAUAAGUGUCCAGAAACCUCUCGACUACGAGGAAUCACACCACUACUCUUUCAUUAUCGAGGCGGUCGACCACGGACAUCCACCUCUCACGAGCACCGCCACCGUGCUCAUCGACGUUGAGGAUGAAAAUGACAACUACCCGAUCAUUAAGGAGCCAAAACCGAGAAAGGGGGUUGCAUCUCUAAGCGUACCUGUCAACGCAUACAAGGGUGAGAUCGUGACCGAGCUGGGGAAUUACGUAGAAGACGAAGAAGCAGAAGAAGAAGUAAAUCACUCUGCCAGAGAUGGACUCAUUGGAUUCCUUGCAUCAACGAUAAAAGCUGAAGACCUGGACUCAGGACUCAACGGAGAACUCCAGUAUCUCAUCACUGAUGGAAACCCGUAUGGACUCUUCUGGCUGGAUCAAGCUACGGGUCAGCUCUUUGUCAAUACCACCAACGCCACCGAGCUCAUCGGGAAAACCUUUAAGGUGGACAUCGCUGUGUCUGACAUGGGCACACCCAGCUUGUCCACCAAGUCCACUCUGGAGGUGACUUUCAUCAACCUCAAGGACCACCUGAAGAACUCUUCGCCGGGACACCGCGGGCAGCUUAGCUUCACGAUGAUGAUGGCGAUCUGCCUGGGCGCUACAUGUCUGCUGCUUCUGUUAGCCAUCGCUUUGGUGACGACCUUCUGCCGCCCCGAGAAACGGGACAACAGGGCGUACAACUGCAGACAGGCCGAAUCGAGCUACACCCGCCAUCCUCGGCGCCCGCAGAAGAACAUCAGAAAAUCCGACAUCCAGCUGAUUCCCGUCAUCAGGGGGCGAAAGGAAGAGCCUCCUGAGGACGACACUGAGACCCAGCCGCUGACUCCGCCUCCAACCUCAGACGAUCAACAAACCGAGAGGCAAUACGAUUUCAUACCAUCGGUUGCGAACACAAGCUUCCACUCCCAAGACUACCGAGACGGGGAUGCGACUCAACCCGUCACCCAUCACGGCAGGACACUCAGGAAACCUGGAAGCAUCGAAAUCGACGGGACCUUGCCUCUGACGCCAGCCACAUCGUACCGGACCCUUCGCAAAGCCAGAAACCCUUCAUCGUCUUCCUCUGUCUCACACUCGAGCACCCUGAAGCGCCAGAAACGCCUCGAAGGGGACGAACAGCAGCCGCCGCCAACACGGUCGGCAUCUCAAGCGACUCUCAGGAGGCCGAAGGCUUCAGACGGACGAGGGACGACCGACGACGCCGAACACCGACAGAUGCUUCAUAACCUGGUCCGCCUGUCCAUGGCUGCGUUUGGGGACUCCAUCGAGCUUUCCUCGGCUUCUCCAGAGGUGCAGCAGAUCUCCCAGCUCCUCUCUCUCCUCCACCAGGGCCAACUACAGCCGAGAACGAACUUCAGAGGAAACAAAUACUCGCAUCGCAACGGCAGAUACGGAGGUCAGGACUGUUCUGACUGGCAAAGCACCAAAGACAGUGGACACGGCGAGAGUGAGGCCGGAGACAUGGACUGGGAACCAGGACGAGACUCACCCAUAGACCCCCAACUAGAAGAGGGGCUCAACAACCUCCUCACCCACCACGAUGACGUUUUCUCCGAGGUCAGCGACCCCGCCUGGAUGGCCAGACUCUCCCUGCCGCUCGCCGGCGAUUACCACGACAACAUGUUCGUCCCCACCGGCCCCCGGUCGCCUGAAAGCGAGCUCCUCCCUCGGGACGGCCUGGACUCCUCCUCCUCCUUCUCCACAUUCGGUAAAACCCCAGAGAAGGACGGUCCUCUGGGUGGAGCUCUGCUGUCAGAGGUCAGCACUUUGUUCGAGAUGCUGAUGACGCAGAAGGCCGACGCCCACCCGGGCCCUCGGCCCGACGUCCUGUACCGACUGUCGGCAGCGUACCGCCGCUCCCUGGGCCUGGACGCCACCGCCCCCGCCGCCAACACGGCCGCCAACAAGGCCGCCAACACGGCCGCCGCUAAGAACUCUGGGAACGCUGAGAAGAGGUCGGGCCUGGCCGCGCCCUCAGGACUUUAUCAAUAAGUGACUGAACACUGGAAAAGACAGACGUGUCUACAGGCUUUACGAGAUUAAAAGAUCGGAAACUGUAAAUAAAACCACACUGAGUCUGUAGAGUCAGAAAUACAAAGGGAUGUGUCACUUUCAACACUUCUGAAGGUCUGAAGACACGUAGAGAGGAUCAGGGAAAUGGAUUUUUAAAAUGUACCGCGACAGCAUCGUAAAUAUUGAGCCAUUCUUUGACCCGUAGGGAGGAUGGAAGGUGAAGUCGUGACGUUGUCUACAGGUGGAGAUUCGUAAUAUGGUUAGAAAAAUGGUUAGUUCAGUUUGGUGGUGGCGAAUGAGCACGUUGAAAGGAUUAAGUAGCAAGAAGAGAGAGAAGGAAGAGAUGAAAGUUCUUUAAAGUAAACACGUUUAUUCAGAUUAAAAAGCCGCCGGUCGGACCUAAAGGUUGAGCACGUCCAGAGCAGAACGAAAAAGGAGGUAGAAAGUAAAACAAAUUUCAAUAUGUAAAGCAACAGGAUGAGCUUCUUAGCCUCCCAGCUAAUAGUAGCUUCUUAUAGCUUCGCUUAGGCUCCCAGCUAGCUCAUUGUAGCUUCCUAGCCUCCCAGCUAGCUCCUUCUAACUUUCUGGCCUCCCAGCUAAUAGUAGCUUAGCUUCCUAUCAUCCCAGCAAAUAGUAGCUCCUUAGCUUCCUAGCCACCCAGCUAAUAGUAGCUUCUCCUGCCUUCCUAGCCUCCUGGCUAAUGGUAGCUCCUCCUAGCUUUGUAGCAUCCCAGCUAAUAGAAGCUUCUCUUAGCCUCUAAGCUGAUAGUAGGUCAUCCUAGCUUCCUAGCCUAGUAGCUAGCUCCUAGCUACAAUGGCAGCAGAGCUCUUUAUUUCUAGGACCAGGAUGUGGAAACUAAAACGCCAGUGCAAGUCUUCACUGAAUAGAUUCAAAAACCACAGACGAGGGCGAAUAAACUGUUUGCUCCAUUUGUAUUUACUCCCCUGGAUGCUGUAAUGUUGAAUGAAUGACACCAUUCUUAUUAUUUAGUUCAUCUUUGAGGCUGAUCUGCUCAGACCAGUUCACAUAUUCAUUAUACAGAUGUGUUGGAAAUGACAAAUCCAGUUCACAUGGUGCUACAGUGCCUUUUAAACGAUCAAUAAAUCAAGAUGCUUCAGUCAGGUUCAGGGUUUAAAGCUGAUUAAAGGAGCAGAGUGGAAGUAAUUAAAGGCUGAAAGAGAAAGGUCUGUUUAUUUACGUUACGUGCAGUAAAACUGAAUCUGAAAAUGUUUCUGUUUCGCCUGAAAGCGACAAAACUUUACAGCAUUGUUCUGACCUGAGACGCGGAGCAGCGGCAAAGACAGACGACGUCCGUCUGUCAGGAUAAUGAACACUGUUGUUGAGUUUUUGGCAGGCUGAAAUCAGACCGAGGAAACGCGGCUUUGUCUUUUAGUUUUUCCUCAAGACUAAACAACAACAGGCUGAACGAAGAGAAGACAAAGUGUCUGAACUUCCUCCUGAACGUGAAGCAGCAAAAACCCAAAAAAACCCUCUGGUAGUUGAUGAACUUUCCUCUAAAGACGUCUCAUUUAUUGCCUUACUUCAAAACAAAA
Mugil cephalus (flathead mullet) is the source of this 5383-nucleotide messenger RNA. It is a transcript of the gene pcdh12, whose product is annotated as protocadherin 12. The transcript is spliced from 6 exons. Gene Ontology annotation, molecular function: calcium ion binding. The record is from RefSeq and is a predicted model, not a curated record. Gene Ontology annotation, cellular component: plasma membrane. NCBI's taxonomy places the organism in Eukaryota, Metazoa, Chordata, Actinopteri, Mugiliformes, Mugilidae. The coding region runs from base 240 to 3809 and encodes 1189 amino acids. Gene Ontology annotation, biological process: homophilic cell-cell adhesion.